Molecule: messenger RNA, 984 nt
Organism: Cherax quadricarinatus
Lineage: Eukaryota; Metazoa; Arthropoda; Malacostraca; Decapoda; Parastacidae
Source: RefSeq, a predicted model, not a curated record
CCUCCUCCCCACUCCCCACCACCACCUCCUCCUCCCCUUCCACCCCCCUCCCCACCACCUCCUCCACCACCUCCUCCUCCACCACCACCUCCCCCCUCCACCCCUCCUCCACCACCUCCUUCACCACCACCUCCUCCACCCCCUCCAACUCCUCCCCCCCCUCCCCAACCACCUCCCCAAAAAAACCACCUCCUCCUUCACCACUCCCCAUCACCUCCUCCUCCACCACCACCUCCCCCCUCCCCACCACCACCCCCCCCUCCUCCACCCCCUCCUCCUCACCCCCCCACCUCCCCACCUCCUCCCCACCCCUCCACACCACCCCUCCCCCCUCCACCACCACCUCCCCUCCCCCCCCUCCCCUCCCCACCCCCACCUCCCCCCCCCUCCCCACCUCCCCCCACCCCUCCUCCACCAACUCCCCCACCACCACCUCCUCCACCACCACCUCCUCCCUACCACCCCUCCUCCUCACCCCUCCUCCCCCACCACCCCUCCACCACCUCCUCCUCCACCCCCCCUCCACCACCUCCUCCACCACCACCACCUCCCUCCCCACCUCCUCCACCCCCCCCUCCUCCUCCACCACCUCUUUUCCCCACCCCCCCUCCUCCCCCACCCCCUCCACCACCACCUCCUCCACCAAAACCCCCCCACCCCAUCCCACCUUCCCCCCACCAACCCCCCCCUCCUCCACCACCCCCUCCACCUCCUCCUCCACCACCUCCCCACCCCUCCUCCCACAAACCCUCCCCACCACCUCCUCCACCCCCUCCUCCACCCCCUCCUUCACCCCCUCCACCCCCCCUCCCCCCCCCACCUUCCACCCCACCUCCUCCACCACCUCCUCUUUCCCCCACCCCUCCACCACCUCCCCACCACCCCUCCUCCACCACCUCCCCACCUCCUCCUCCCCACCUUUUCCCACCCCCUCCUCCACCACCCCCCCCCUCCAUUAAACCUCCCUUUCCUCCCACCCCCUCC